Molecule: messenger RNA, 678 nt
Organism: Batrachochytrium dendrobatidis JAM81
Lineage: Eukaryota; Fungi; Chytridiomycota; Chytridiomycetes; Rhizophydiales
Exons: 4
Coding region: 1-522 (173 amino acids)
Biological process (GO): proton motive force-driven ATP synthesis
Molecular function (GO): proton-transporting ATP synthase activity, rotational mechanism
Source: RefSeq, a predicted model, not a curated record
AUGUCUGCUGCUGUAAAGACUGCUGCUCGCAUCGACUGGUCUGCUCUUUCGAGCAAACUCAAGCCUGAAACAAUGGCUUCCGUCAAUGGCUUCCGUCGUCGUCACUCUGAACUGCUCAAGACUGUUUCUGAAUUGCGUGAACACCAAGUCACCAUCGAUUUCAACCGCUAUAAAAAUGUCUUGAAGAACAAAAAGGUUGCUGAAGAGGCCGAGCGUGCUAUCAAGGCAUUCAAGCCUGCCACUAUCGACUUGACUGAGCAGCUUUUGAUGGUUUCUGAACAGGAAAAAAAGGCUAUUUCUGCUGCACAAAAGACAACUGCAAAGAUCGAUGCCGAGAUGGCUGAACUCAAGACUUUGCUCACCAAUAUCGAGACCGCACGUCCCCUUGAGCAAAUGACUGUUGAUGAUGUUGCCAAUGCUUACCCAGCUGUCGAAAAGACCGUCGAGAAGAUGGUUAAGCGUGGCCAGUGGCGUGUUCCUGGAUACUAUGAAAAGUUCGGAGAAUUCGUUGUUGGAUUCUAAAUCUCUGCUUUCUACAUGAUGAUUUUGACAAUGACCAUCCCAUAAAACCGUUUUUGUAUCAGGGUUUACAGCUGAAUUGACAAGUCCAUCGAUUUUGAUCAAGGCAGGCGCAAAGUUUGAAAAAAUAAAAAUUCAAGCAAAAAAAUGUUGACUUUG